AUGAUCAUUGCCGUGCUUCUGCUGCCCACUACAGUGGCAGCACUUUGUUCUGAUACUGCCACAUGCAUCAGCCGAGUUCUGGUUUGGCGAGCAGCGACGAUCUCUGUGUCAGGGACGGAAUGCCGACCCAGUGGACUGCUUCGGUCCAGCCCAUCUAAGCGCCUUUCACUCAGUGGGAAGUCGACUGUUUCGAGUCAGGACCUACCAUGCGGCCUAUUUGAGAAACCUUCAGAUAUUUCCCAGGGUCACAUUUCGAGCCCACUCAGGUCAUUAUCACAGUUCUUCAACGAAAUAUUCUGGAAAAGAAAUCAAAAUGAGUGUUUAGGCGAAUAUCGCGCAUGCGACCACGAUUUCCGAGCUGGGAAUGGGAGCGUACAAAUAGUGGAGGCAGAUCCAGACAUGUCUCCUGUAGCGCCGUUUUUUAUCCGCUCAAAGCCAGAAAUCACUUGGCAUGGAUUACAGUACGAUGAAGAAUUUAUAAUAGCGAUAAUAGAUGUUGGUUUUGGCUCACUCAAUUAUCUCGUGACGGGAUUCCCUCGUCAACCUAUGGUGCUGCAUGACUACGAGCCAUCGGAGAACUUUCGGCCCGAGCCAAAUCCGAUGGUGGUAGCCAUAUUUCGCAAAUCGAAGGCACUUUCAUUAAAACUUGGGCGACCUGACGACUUUGACAUUUCGAAGUUCAUGCUCGACAACGAUCUAGCUGACGAUUUGAUAGGGUUAUCAUUGAUCAUCGUUGGCAGCGACGCAUUCGCCAUUGAACGACAGCGACUUCGAGGAACGAUCGACAACUGUCACAGCCUUUUGAGAAGCAAAUUACUUCGCCAUCCACCUGCCCCAUCCCUGAACCGUCUUCCGCUGGAAGAGCUGAAUUCGUGGCUGACAGUAUCGGUCGAGUUACCACAACUGGACGUCAACGUCUGUUGUCAACAAGUUCGACAGAAGUCAGUUCAAUGUUUCUUUCUUUAG
Molecule: messenger RNA, 966 nt
Organism: Cooperia oncophora
Lineage: Eukaryota; Metazoa; Nematoda; Chromadorea; Rhabditida; Trichostrongylidae
Source: the annotation of a GenBank genome assembly